Messenger RNA from Diabrotica balteata, 1427 nucleotides. The record is from the annotation of a GenBank genome assembly. NCBI's taxonomy places the organism in Eukaryota, Metazoa, Arthropoda, Insecta, Coleoptera, Chrysomelidae.
CCGAGUUGAAAACGUCGACGGGAUUGUGCCAGUGCCGGGUGCUAGAGUGUUAAUGAAUUUAAUUAAAGUGAGUGAUGGAGGAAAAUCACGAUUUAGCUGAAGAAUAUGUCCAGGAUUUUGUUCUGGAUCAUUUAGAGGACAUUACUGUGAAACGUGAGGACAAACGUCCAUUUGUAGACGAAAAUACGGGUUGGUUACAGUACGAUGAUUCUUCAAGUCGUGUAUGUCGAAAUCAGUGGGAAGAUAGAAGAAUUCCAACGCCGCAUCCUGAUUCUACUUAUCAGCCACCUGUGUUAGUUAAUAUGACGCUUAUGAAUGAUCCAGGUACACCGCCAGAUACUCCUCCGACUAAUUCUCCAAUUCCCUGUAGGCCACAAGGUAUAAUGGACGAAAUGAUGUGGUUUCCUCCUACCAUUAGAGCAGAUCCACAACCCCUAGAUUUACGUCCUCUUCAUUGUAUGGGAGGAGAACCAGAUUGGGAGAGAAGGGACUACAUUCCUUCUGGUAUGAUUUUAGAUGCUCCCAAUCACCACCACCAUCACCACAACAUCCAUCAGAGACCCCAGUCGGUUUGUUCGGGUGUUAGUGCGCUCUCCCCAAGAAUGAACACUAAUAAUAGUGGUUACUCUACUUGUUCUGAGGACUUAGGUUUAAGUGAUGAGUUACUAAUGAAUCUAUCAGUGCGAGAACUUAACAAACGGUUGCAUGGGUGUCCAAGAGAAGAGAUAGUUAGAUUAAAACAGAAAAGAAGAACGCUCAAAAAUCGAGGUUACGCACAAAAUUGCAGAUCGAAGAGGUUGCAGCAGAGGCAAGAUUUGGAACAGACUAAUAGAUCCCUGCAGCACGAAAUCCACCGGUUAAAAUCCGAAUUGGCCAGAGUGUCUCAAGAAAGAGAUCUGUAUAAACAGAAAUUGCAGCUUGGCCGACCUCCUCAUCUAAAUGGUGGCCUUAAUUCCGAUGGACAGAGUUCACCAGAGUUCUACCUAUGACAUCAUUUUCCGGGUCGAAGAAACUAGUAGUCUUCGACCCCACGGCGUGCUAAGACAUUUCGGCAUAUACCGUGAAGUGUACAAAACGGGACUACAACCUCAAAUGUUAUUUGCACAAUUUUAUUUUGUAUUCGUAGGAUAUGAGACUGUUCUCGUAAGAGAUUUUUCAUUUUUUCUCUGUUACACUCUCGAAACACUUCAAGUGAAUUGCAUAUCUUUUUAAUUAAUCGUUUUUUCAUUUUUAUAAUCUAUUUUUAUAUAAAAACGGUUGUGUUAUGGAUGAUCUAUAAAAUGUUACGUUUUGUAAAUAAAUUUACUUAAUGUUUUUUUUCUGAUUCAUGUGUUAAUAAUUUUCAAAUGCAACCUUCACAUUGACCGUAUUUUAAUUUUUCUUAUAUCACAUAAAAUAUUUACAAUUUGACUACAGUUUAAUAAAAU